This is a messenger RNA of Diachasmimorpha longicaudata, 1299 nucleotides long. RefSeq lists its product as uncharacterized. Lineage: Eukaryota; Metazoa; Arthropoda; Insecta; Hymenoptera; Braconidae. Gene Ontology annotation, biological process: negative regulation of biosynthetic process. Gene Ontology annotation, cellular component: nucleus; cytoplasm. The record is from RefSeq and is a predicted model, not a curated record. Bases 267 to 1121 code for a protein of 284 amino acids. The transcript is spliced from 3 exons. Gene Ontology annotation, molecular function: GTP cyclohydrolase binding.
GUAAUACUAACGGCACUCGAGGUACUCGGAUAUAAGGUUGUUGCUUCAUCCAGUACGAGUGUUAAACAGGAUUACAAUGAGUACAUGUGGACUAUGAGAAAAGAUUUCUCAGAACCUGAGCCAGAGUCUAUCGUUAAACCAGUACCCAUUGAAAACUGUCUAAGUGUGGAGAUAACUAAAAAUCCAGAAAAGGAAGAACCUCAGCCCCACUAACACGACAAAACUUAUCAGUAAAAUAAACAUCCCAAAAUUGAAGAGAAAUCAAAAUGGUGAAGAAGAAGGGAGUUGUAUGGAAUUAUUACAACAAAAAAGUUGAUGGCACAACGGUGACAGCAUUUUGCAAAUUCUGUCACCGUUCCUACAUUCAAAAUGCUACGAGAAUGGAAAAACAUUUGGCACGAUGUGACAAGGCAUCACUUGACGUGAAAAAUUUAUUCUUGCGGGUAUCAACGAGUAAACGCGUCAAUCGUGCACGCCUUCUUGGUGCAAAAUUACCAGAGGGCUGGACAAAACGUAAUGAAGAGGUGGCACAGUUGGAUGUCAGUUCACUCACUGAGGCCGAUCUCGAGGAUAUCGAUGAAUGGAAUAGGCAAAAACAGAUGCAGGAGGACGAUCCGUCAAAUAAUAUGACUUUUAGUGAGGAUGGGGAUGAUGAUAUUGGGUGGGAUGGGAGACAAAAUGAUGUACGUGGAAUUAAUCACCAGGGACAGGCCAGGAGCAUCGACCCUCUGGUCCAAAUCCAUACUGGUAUGUUUUACAACGUUGCUGUUGACGAUCGGAAAAUGCAAAUGAGAAAAUCUAAUGAAUCAGAUCACAUGAAUCGUGCUCACACAGCCACAUCAGUUUCAAGCCUUGAGCCAACGUUAAAUCAAUCAGGUGUUCAUUCACCCCUGCAAACUAAAAUUCUGCAGGAACAAUUACUAGAGAAAAGGGCACAGCGAAAAAUUGCUGAACUGGAAUUACGUCGCAAGGCAUUGGAAUUGGAGCGCUAUCAAUGGGAAUAUGAGAGAGACAAAGCGAGAAGUGAUGAGAUUUGGGCACAUGAGUCACGUAUGAUGCAGUACAAAGAGGAACGCGAACAGAGACUCAUGGCAGAGAGUUCCUACGACACUAAACACUAAUUUCCAUUAUUUUAAUAUUUUUCAUUCACUUUUUAUUAUUUUAAUUAUCAUGACAUGUUAAAGCCUCCAAGCGAAAAUAAAGCGUUUCUUUCAUGCAAUUAAUCAUUACUAAAGAAAUACAAUUUUCAUUGUAAAAUAUUAAUCGCGUUAGAGAGAAUAAAAAUACAUCAAACAAAUA